UUUUCUUCACUUUUCCAAUGACUAUUCAAUCGAACAAUCUCAUCCACCGAAUUCAAUUGAAAAAUGAAAAAAAUUACUGCCAAAUAACGUGUCAACGAAAAAGAUUGUUCACUACCAAAUAUGGCAAAAGCACUUGCCACAAACAAAMACUCGCCUAUUCUGGCUUAAUUCUUGAUGUUCAAUUCAUUGUCUAUUGGCAUAGAUUUAAUUGUCCUAUACUAAAGACCUCAGUUUAACAUGCUAUGGUAGCACUUUAUGACUUUACGAUGCCUUAUUGUUAAAAAUAAUAAUGUUUAUGUCUUGUAUAUUUACUCACUAAUUCAAUUGUAAGUCUCUAAUUCUCAUUAUGAAUAUUAUUAUAUUUACUCAACCAUUAACAAACAUUUACUCAAUGACAAAACGACCGAGUCCAUCAACCAUUCAUUUGAAAAUUAAAACUCACAAAAGACUGCCUUACAAUUGUAACUGUGAAGAUCAAAACGUCGACAGCUUUGUUGAGGAUCUUAUGGUAUAUCRGGCUGCUGCUGUAGCAAUUAUUGCUUGAAGUGCUUGUCGUCAUUGUGAAAAGUCAUCGCACGUUUUCCAGGGUGAAAUGCUGGUUAGUGGUAUUGUGGUGGUGGUGUUGUUGCUUCCUUACAAUGUGAUAUCACAGACGAUGUUUCGAAUCACCCAGGAAACCAGGUUUGAAGGUAAAGUUUUUCAGCGCAAACGAACAAACGAAAUGAUGACAUGCGCACAUUAUUGUUCAAUGCACCCACGAUGCAAAUCGUUGAAUUUCAAACAAUCAAAYCGACAAGAGAGAGGACUCUGUGAACUGAUACGRAUAUCYGCUGACCAAGAAAAACAACUGCAUUCACCAGGGUGGCAAUCUGGUCAGAUCAUCGAGCAAAUUAGCCCUACAUCACCGCCUGCGAUCCCUCCGCUGAAAMACAAAAAUGUUUCUGCAACMUUUACCACUCUAGACGGAGAACUUUACACGGGACCRACGARCACCGAUGGCUACAAGGGGACCCCAUUGGCAGGAAAAGUCACUCUGCAAAAUGGCAUUCAGAUCUGGAAAGUGCCUUACACUGGCUUGUAUAGCAUCGAGGCUCUUGGGGCAUCUGGCGCUAAUGGAACCAACUCUUCAGUUGGGGUGGGGUGGAGGCUAGGAGGACGCGGAGCAAGAAUGAAAGGACAUUUUCAACUAGAAGCCGAUACGCAACUGAAGAUUCUCGUUGGACAAGAAGGAGGAAUAGUGACAAAUAUCAUGAAACAACGUCCAGGAGGAGGGGGUGGGGGGUCGUUUGUUACCACUAAAGGAAACAAAAUAUUGGUGAUUGCAGGAGGAGGRGGUGGGGGUGCWGCAAUAUUUCCACGUGGCGACUGUCGAGACGGCGAUCCAGGCCAAUCUGCGGAGAAUGGCACGCGUCACGGAGGGACGGGAGGUAACGGUGGAAAWCGAUAUGAUUACAAUUCCGGCGUUAAACCUAGUAACAUGGAGGGGUCCGGUGGGGGAGGGUUUUUCACAGAUGGCUCAUCAGGAAUUAUUUCUCAAGGAGGAAAAAGCUUUCUCAAUGGGGGGACGGGUGGGUCUAGUCUCGCUGCUGCCGCACAUGGGGGAUUUGGAGGUGGCGGAUCUGGUACUUCUUAUCCAGGGGGUGGAGGAGGGUAUUCCGGUGGAGGUGYGGAAGGCAAUGGUUCGCUCUUUGCCGCAGCUGGUGGAGGUGGAUCGUACAAUUCKGGAACGGAGCAAGAAAAUGAAAAGGGAGUAAAUUUGGGAAAUGGGAAAGUAGUGAUUCGCUUUAUUAAAUGAUCGAUUAUACUGACAAAAU
This is a messenger RNA of Exaiptasia diaphana, 1814 nucleotides long. Its product is annotated as glycine-rich protein DOT1-like. The record is from RefSeq and is a predicted model, not a curated record. Bases 593 to 1795 code for a protein of 400 amino acids. The transcript has 4 exons. NCBI's taxonomy places the organism in Eukaryota, Metazoa, Cnidaria, Anthozoa, Actiniaria, Aiptasiidae.